Messenger RNA from Nicotiana tabacum (common tobacco), 1775 nucleotides. The record is from RefSeq and is a predicted model, not a curated record. NCBI's taxonomy places the organism in Eukaryota, Viridiplantae, Streptophyta, Magnoliopsida, Solanales, Solanaceae.
UAUGAUAUUACUGUCAAUAGUAUAUAAGUUAGCAGGGAUGAGGGAUGCCAUUACCAAGUCCACAACAUGGUUCAUUUUCAACACUCCUUCAAUCAUCACCCAUAGAAACUAUCUUCCUCAGAAAAAUGUCCAAAACUAAAAUAAUCCCAGCUCCCCAAAUCCUUCUCUGCAUUUUCACUUUUGUCUUUUUCACCUUUCAUGUAAAUGUAAAUUCGCAGCCUAGCUCCAAUCAAGAAAAAACCAUUUUACUUCAACUAAAAGAACAAUUAUCCACCACUUCUCCCUUCUUCCUUAACCGCUGGACUUCAUCAUCAGACCACUGCACUUGGCCGGAGAUCAGCUGCACACAUGAUAAUUCAGUCAGAGCCAUUCGUCUCGUUAAUCUCAGCAUUUCCAAACCAAUCCCACCAUUUAUUUGUGACCUCAAAAACGUCACCUUUCUUGAUGUUAACAACAACCUCAUCCCUGGUCCUUUCCCUACCCUUCUUUACUACUGUUCCAAUCUUGAAUACUUAGACCUUUCUUUUAACUUCAUGAACAGCAGCCUUCCUAAUGACAUCAACCGGCUUUCGCCUAAGCUUCAGUACUUCAACAUAACAGCAAACUUCUUUACUGGUAACAUUCCUCCAGCAAUGGAGGUCUAAAACAGCUCAAAGAACUUCAGUUUGCUUCAAAUGCUUUCCAUGGCUCUUUCCCUGCUGAAAUUGGCGACUUGACGAAUCUUGAAUCUCUGAUUCUGAAUCUCAAUAAGUUUGCACCUCAAGAAAUACCAUCAAGUUUUACCAAGUUGAAGAAACUCAAAAAUAUCUGGAUGAGUGAAAUUAAUUUGAUAGGAGAAAUCCCAGAAAGCAUUGGCAACAUGUCAGCUUUGGAAUUUUUGGACUUAUCCAUGAAUGGAUUGAGUGGUAGCAUCCCUAACAGUUUGUUUCAGCCAAAGAAUUUGACCAUAGUUUAUCUCUACACUAAUAGAUUGUCAGGACAGAUUCCUCAGAUUAUUGAGUCCUUCAAUUUGGAGGUUAUUGAUUUGGCUAACAACAGCUUAACAGGGAAGAUACCAGAAAAUUUUGGAGAGCUGACAAAAAUGACAGGGUUAUCUCUGUUUAUGAACCAAUUAUCAGGGAAUUUACCAAUAGGCAUAGGCAAAUUGCCAGUAUUGGUAGAUGUUAGGCUUUUUGGGAACAGUUUAUCUGGUGAAAUUCCACCAGAUUUCGGUCUUCGAUGCUCAGAGAUUUCCAGGUGAGCUACCAGAAUCUCUUGGAAACUGUAAUAGUUUGAGGGCCGUUCGAGUUGAAAAAAACAGGCUUACUGGUAAGAUUCCUGAUGGUUUGUGGACAGCAAAGAAUUUGUCAACUUUCUUGUUAAAUGAUAACUUGUUAACUGGUCAACUUCCAGAAAGAGUGGCAUCAAAUUUGUCUCAGGUUGAUAUCAGGAACAACCUGUUUUCAGGUGAAUUACCAGCUGAAAUGGGUACUUGGUACAAUUUAAGGGUAUUCAGAGCAAGCAAUAAUCUCUUUACUGGUAAAAUUCCUGAAGAAUUGACUGUUCUUCCAAAGUUAACAGAACUUUUGCUGGAUGGUAAUAAACUAUCCGGGAGUUUUCCGUCGAAGAUAGUCUCUUGGAAUUCUCUUACUACUUUAAAAACCAGCAGAAAUCAGAUUUCAGGACAAAUACCAGCUGCACUUGGCCUUUUACCAAACCUUAUUGACUUGGACUUGUCANGUCUCAGGUUGAUAUCAGGAACAACCUGUUUUCAGGUGAAUUACCAGCUGAAAUGG